AUGGCCACCCACCCACCCACCCCCGAGAUAACCCUCUACUUCGACCUCGUCAGCCCAUUCAGCUACAUCGCAUUCCAAAUCCUCAAGAACUCUCCAAUCUUCCAAAGCUGCAAAAUAAUCUACACCCCAGUCUCCCUGCGCACCAUCCUCACUACCUGCGGAAGCCCUCCACCCAUUGCCGUCAAAAACAAACUAAUCUACAUCAACCGCCACCGCCUCGCCUGGUCCCGUCGCCUCAAUAUACCCAUGUCCCAGACCGUACCCGCGGGUUUCCCCUUCCCAACGACCGAUAUCCAGUCCCUCCUUGCACUCGUCGCCGUGUCCCAUCCGGAGAAAGUGGUGGAGGUGGUGGAGCGACUGUAUACCUCCGUCUGGGCGGACGGCGACUCGGCUUCGGCCACGGAGUCUGAGGGGUACACGAAGGUUCUCGAAGAUGUGUUGGGUGGAGAUGUCGUGGAGGUGCUGAUGGCUGAGGAGAAACAAACCGAAGGGAAGACCCUGUUAGAGGCGAACACGCAUCGAGCGAUUGAGGAGGGGGCUUUCGGAUUGCCGUGGCUGGCGUGCACGAGUCCGACCGGGGAGAAGGAGGGAUUCUGGGGUGUGGAUCAUCUGGGACUGGCGGCGGAGUUUCUAGGGUUGGAUGUUGGGAUGGAGGGUGGAUUUCAGGUUAUGAUGAAGUGAUUGAGUUCACUCUGGGAUCUAUAAAGAAUGUGGGAGUUUCUUCUCUCAGAGGCGAAACCUUCCUCCAAGGUGAAUGUUAGAUAGACAGAUAUAGAUUGUAGGUAGAUAAUGU
Molecule: messenger RNA, 793 nt
Organism: Aspergillus japonicus CBS 114.51
Lineage: Eukaryota; Fungi; Ascomycota; Eurotiomycetes; Eurotiales; Aspergillaceae
Product: 2-hydroxychromene-2-carboxylate isomerase
Exons: 4
Coding region: 1-681 (226 amino acids)
Biological process (GO): glutathione metabolic process
Cellular component (GO): peroxisome; mitochondrion
Molecular function (GO): glutathione transferase activity; glutathione peroxidase activity
Source: RefSeq, a predicted model, not a curated record